AUGAGCAGAUCGUCCGAUAACGGGUCGACUUCUCAACCCUUCUACGACUACGAAGCCAGUCAAGCCUUGAGUUUAACAGCGACGGCCCAGUUACCUAACAACAAGACCUUUUAUUCAAAUUCGAAUUCGGUCGAUUCGAACGCGACAACCUUAAGUAACCUGACAUCAUCUUCCACAUCACAACUUCAGAAUUGUUAUUCCAUGGAUCCGCGGGCAUUUCAGUUGAAGGUAAGGCUUUAUGCUUUAAUAUUCGAUAUUACUUUUAGUUUUUUCUUUUAUUGAUUAAGUAACUUUUAGUAUAAGACACUUUGAAGUUGUGAUAUGAUUGAUACUAUAAUUAUAUUAUUACAAGUUCAUUUUAUCAUUUUGAAAAAUGCCUUUUUGAGCGUUUUCUGAAGUCGCUUCAGAGAUCACACGUCUUCUGAACUUCCAAUAGUCUGAUUCCAAAAAACGGUUGAAGCACUUUAAGUGAUAACCGCGAGAAGCUUAUUUUAUUCGCCACUUUGGGAUGCCGACCCUGAAAUGUCGUGUGGAGAGUGUUUGGUGUCUCUGGUGGUGGAGCGUCCCCACCGAAUCACAGAAACGCUUUUUAAAAAGCAACCCUGGAGAAUUUGCUUCGCUUCGGAGUCACGUUUUCAGAAUAACUUGCACAUUCUUGCGUAUAACUUGUACAACAUUGAGGCAGUUAGAGAUAUGUUAAGAUAGCUUUGUCAUCUUUAGUCCAAGCUAUUCUUUAACAUUAAAAUUUUAAAUAAAUUGUUGAGUAUAAUUUGUGCCAUUUCAUAAUAACACAGACUCUGAUGCCUCUAUGAACCGUCUAGCGCAUGUUUAGUUUGUUUAUGAUGGACUGCUUUAAUAUUACAAUGUUUUAGAACAACCUGUGUAUGUACGGAUCAGGCCUACCCACGCCGUCUAGCUCGGCCCCUACGGCACUAGACUGGACUCAUCAAGCUCAGCUAGCCGCCUAUAAUAAGGACAGUAUGAAACAGGAAAACGAAGAUGAAGAUGAGAAGACAAAUGUAGCCGUAUAUCCAUGGAUGACGAGGGUACAUUCGAGUAAUGGUAAGUCUAUUUAUAUCUUUAUUGGCAGUUUAUUUUUAAAUUUUAUUUUUGUUUUUAAUUACCUUUGACUGUAACAAUUUUUAAAGAAAUUUCGUUUAAAAAAUUUGAAUUUUGAAAUUUUCUUGUUUUUGCCUUUUGAAAUAGGUACACUUCUGUGUUUCAAUUCUUUUUAAAGUUGCAAUACUCUAGAUUUUUAGUUUGAAAAAACCAACUUUUUCACAGUAAAAUGAUUUAUCUUAACUGACCAAACAUUGUCUCGGAGAUGAUAUCGAAAGACUGUAUUAGGUAGUCUCUUCCCUUUUGUUCUCUACUCUAUACCGUCUCUACUCCUUACUUUCCCUAUACCUUCUCUAGCCCUUACCUUUACCUUUCACCUUCCCACUCCUUACUCAGCCAGUCUUUUACCUUUUAUGAUUAAUUGGGGCGCCAUUCAUUGUAACUUUGUUUUAAAAUGAAUUUGUGGCAGUGCACCUUGGCCAUUAAUUUAAAAACACGAAUCAUCGCCUACCAGCUUGUCGACCCUGGCGGGGCUAAAAAAGACUUGUGACUGAUUCCCUCGGCCUGAUCACGGACGUUUAUUAAUGAGCUUCGUGGACGCCACCAGAUUUUGGAGGGAGGGGAGGGGCUCUAAUCCCAGCCGAGCGUCCUUCCGGCCGUCGUUCCCGAAAGGAAGGGCCAUGGCCAAUUCCUGACAGUCUCGAUAACGAUGACAAAUGUCAGGCGGUUUUUCAUGUCUAAUUAACGUGGUCAUGGAAUGAAUACAGUAGAGAGGCAUAACAAGCACAAUAUUAACAUAAAUUGAAACAUUGAGUCUUUUUUGGAAUGUAGCUUAAUUAUGGCAUUUUAAAGUAUAAUAACUAUGAAUUUUAAAAUUUUUAAUUUUUUUUUGAUUUUGAAAGAAAUUUUGACUUUUCUUUGUGUUUUUUUUUUCAAUUUAAAAUUUUAAAAUGUUCUUAUUACAAAGUCUUUAGAAGUCAAUUGUUACCAUUUUUUAAAAUGACUUCUUUUCAAAAUCAAUUCCUCUCCCUCCUUUCUUUUCUCCAAGACCUACGGCAAUAAAUUUCCACGCAGUUGUUUUGGCCACUGAAAUUGGCCAGAAAGUCGGGAUUGACUGCACAAUUUAUGGGUCUUUCCGAGAAUGUCAAAAGUGAACUUUCAGGUGGAAAUCGAGGCGAGAAACGGCAACGGACCGCUUACACACGGAAUCAGGUUCUGGAGCUGGAGAAGGAGUUCCACUACAACAAAUAUCUGACCAGGAAACGGCGCAUCGAGAUCGCGCACUCGCUCAUGCUCACCGAGCGACAAGUCAAGAUUUGGUUCCAGAAUCGGCGGAUGAAGCACAAGAAGGAGACUAAGGAUCGACCUAUGCCCGGAGGGCUGGGCGACGUGGGCGCGGCGAUGGCGGCGCAGCAAGUAGGGCAGAAUCAGAUGGCUGUCGCCAACGCCAUGCAGUUCCCGUCUAUGGGGUUUGGCCAUCUGGGGUUUACGAGGAAUCUGCUUCUGACCAACAAUUACAGUUAA
Molecule: messenger RNA, 2583 nt
Organism: Bursaphelenchus okinawaensis
Lineage: Eukaryota; Metazoa; Nematoda; Chromadorea; Rhabditida; Aphelenchoididae
Source: the annotation of a GenBank genome assembly